Molecule: messenger RNA, 2335 nt
Organism: Durio zibethinus
Lineage: Eukaryota; Viridiplantae; Streptophyta; Magnoliopsida; Malvales; Malvaceae
Product: subtilisin-like protease SBT1.3
Biological process (GO): proteolysis
Molecular function (GO): serine-type endopeptidase activity
Source: RefSeq, a predicted model, not a curated record
AUGGCUGAAAAGACAGUAAAAUGGUUGUUUCUCAUUCUAAGCUACCUGUCCUUUGCUCUUCUCUUCUCGGCAGGCAACCCAUUGAUAAAGAAGACCUACAUCGUCCAAAUGGAAAAGUCUGCCAUGCCAACAUCAUUCUCUAGUCAGCUGGAAUGGUACUCGUCAAAAUUAAAGUCAGUAACGUCCAACACCAAGAGUGAAGGUGAUGGAGAUGAUGAAGAUAGGAUAAUCUAUAGCUACCAAAAUGCUUUUCAUGGAGUUGCUGCUCAGUUAACUGAAGAAGAAGCUGAGAGGCUAGAAGAAGAAGAUGGUGUAGUAGCUAUACUUCCAGAGACGAACUAUCAACUGCACACCACAAGGAGUCCCAUAUUCCUCGGAUUAGAACCAGAAGAGAGUACUAGCAUCUGGUCUAAAAGACUUCCAGACCAUGAUGUCAUAGUUGGAGUACUUGAUACUGGAAUUUGGCCAGAAAGUGCAAGCUUUAAUGAUACAGGGAUGACACCAGUGCCCGCUCACUGGAAAGGAAUAUGUGAAACUGGACGAAGCUUUGAAAAGCAUCACUGCAAUAGGAAAAUUGUGGGUGCAAGGGUAUUCUACCACGGAUAUGAAGCUGCCACCGGAAAAAUCAAUGAGAAAAACGAAUACAAAUCACCACGAGAUCAAGAUGGGCACGGUACUCACACAGCAGCCACUGUUGCUGGCUCUCCAGUACGUGGCGCAAAUCUCCUUGGUUAUGCCUAUGGAACAGCUAGAGGAAUGGCACCUGGUGCAAGAAUUGCAGCUUACAAGGUUUGCUGGACUGGUGGGUGCUUCAGCUCAGAUAUUUUGUCGGCAGUUGACAGAGCUGUGGCCGAUGGAGUAAAUGUUUUGUCAAUAUCUUUGGGUGGUGGGGUAUCAUCUUACUCUCGUGACAGUUUGGCAAUAGCAACUUUUGGAGCAAUGGAGAUGGGUGUUUUUGUAUCUUGCUCAGCUGGCAAUGGAGGACCAGAUCCAGUCAGCCUCACAAAUGUAUCACCAUGGAUCACUACAGUCGGUGCUAGCACCAUGGAUAGAGACUUUCCGGCUAACGUUAAGCUAGGAACUGGGAGAACUGUAACUGGAGUUUCACUCUACAAAGGCCGGAGGUUUCUGUUGGUAAACAAGCAAUAUCCUCUUGCUUAUAUGGGCAGUAAUUCAAGCAGCUCUGAUCCAAGUUCGUUAUGUCUAGAGGGAACUUUGGAUCCAAAUGCCGUUACUGGAAAAAUUGUGAUAUGUGAUCGUGGAAUAAGUCCUCGAGUGCAGAAAGGUCAGGUAGUGAAAGAUGCUGGAGGAGUAGGAAUGAUUUUGACAAACACAGUAGCAAAUGGGGAGGAGCUUGUUGCAGAUUGUCACCUCCUUCCAGCAGUUGCUGUGGGAGAGAUGGAAGGGAAGGCAAUCAAGCAUUAUGCUUUGACAAAUCGAAAAGCAACUGCAACUCUAGCAUUUCUUGGUACCAGAUUGGGGAUUAGGCCAUCUCCAGUGGUGGCAGCAUUUUCAUCUAGAGGACCAAAUUACCUCACAAUAGAAAUUCUGAAACCUGAUGUGGUCGCACCUGGGGUGAAUAUUCUUGCUGCCUGGACUGGAGAAUUAGGUCCAUCAAGUCUUCCAACAGAUCACAGGAGAGUGAAAUUCAAUAUACUAUCUGGGACUUCCAUGUCAUGCCCUCAUGUGAGUGGAAUUGCUGCCUUGCUCAAGGCCAGACACCCAGGGUGGAGUCCUGCAGCAAUAAAAUCUGCUCUAAUGACAACCGCAUAUGUUCAUGAUAACACCCGAAAUCCUCUCCAAGAUGCUUCGGUAGCUGCACCUUCAAGUCCGUAUGAUCAUGGGGCUGGACACAUAAACCCAUUGAAAGCUCUAGACCCAGGUUUGAUUUAUGACAUUGAAGCCCAGGAUUACUUUGAAUUCCUCUGCACACAGAAAUUAACUACAACGCAGCUAAAAGUUUUUGGCAAGUAUUCGAACAGAUCUUGCCAUCACACACUUUCCAGUCCAGGAGACUUGAACUAUCCAGCAAUCUCAGUGGUUUUCCCAGAAGACACAAGCAUUUCAGUUUUGACCCUCCACAGGACAGUCACAAAUGUCGGCCCUCCUAUUUCAAAUUACCAUGUUGUAGUUACACCAUUUAAAGGAGUCACCGUUAAAGUUGAUCCAGAAUCCCUAAAUUUCACCAGAAAAAACCAGAAACUAUCUUACAAGAUCACUUUCACAACAAAAUCUCCGCAAACAAUGCCCGAGUUCGGAGGGCUGGUGUGGAAGGAUGGAGUGCACAAAGUAAGAAGCCCGAUUGUUGUCACAUGGUUACCACCAUUGUAAAUUG